Pristis pectinata (smalltooth sawfish) is the source of this 5480-nucleotide messenger RNA. RefSeq names its product putative pre-mRNA-splicing factor ATP-dependent RNA helicase DHX32. Gene Ontology annotation, cellular component: spliceosomal complex; intracellular anatomical structure. Gene Ontology annotation, molecular function: ATP hydrolysis activity; RNA binding. The record is from RefSeq and is a predicted model, not a curated record. The coding region runs from base 204 to 2486 and encodes 760 amino acids. Lineage: Eukaryota; Metazoa; Chordata; Chondrichthyes; Rhinopristiformes; Pristidae. The transcript has 12 exons.
CACAGGUGGGGAAGUGAGGGGGGGGGGGGGAUUCUGCAAUAAUAUCCGAAUAAUAAUCAUUAUAAAGUGUGAAGGAACCGGCUUCUGCCUCCUAAACAUCAGCUGAAGACAGGGAGAGGGCCAGAGGAGCACCCCGAGCCCCAGCAGAGUUGCAGCAUGUAGCUUUGGUGCCAGCACUUGGAUUUUAAAGCUGCCUUACCAGGAUGGACAGUAGCACGAUGGACAUAGAGGCUGAUGCCAGUGGGCCAGCUGUUGACUCCAUCUCAGUUUCCUCCUUAAAGUUGAAUGGUUUUAACUCGCAGUUAAGUGAUGAAGAAGACGAGGACUUGAACUGUGAGGGUGGUGAUUUGGAAGUCAAUCCUUUUGACGGACUCCCUUUUUCCUCUCGGUACUACGAGCUACUGAAAUGGAGAAAAACUCUUCCAGUCUGGAGUGUCAAAUACCACUUCAUGGAAAGCCUUGUCAACAAUAAUAUGGUACUGGUGUCUGGCAAACUAGGAUGCGGCAAAAGUACUCAGGUUGCCCAGUGGUGUGCCGAGUAUGCCCUGUCGGUCCAGUAUCAACAUGGAAUGGUGGUCUGCACGCAACCUCACAGUCUGUCUGCCAUGUGUUUAGCACAGCGUGUAGCAGAUGAACUGGACUUAAAUGUAGGUCAUGAAGUUGGGUACCGUAUUCCUUAUGAAGACUGCUGCACAACAGAAACUAUUCUCAGGUACUGCACGGAUGAUAUAUUGCUCUGUGAAAUGAUGUCUGAUCCCUUGUUACAUCACUAUGGAGUUAUAAUUAUUGAUGAAGCCCACGAGCGAACCGUGGCAACUGACGUGCUCCUUGGUUUAUUGAAAGACUUGCCAAAGCAGAGGCCAGAGCUGAAGGUUGUCAUCAUCACGGCGCCGUAUCUCGUAGACAGGCUGAGAAGUUACUACCCUGACGUGCCUUUCGUGAAAGUGGAGGGUGGUGCGGAAAAUUCAUUUCCUGUGGAAGUCAUAUACAGAGAUGGACAGUUUAAGGAUUGCGUCUCAGCUGCUUCACAAACGGUACUGGAUAUCCACAGGAAGGGGGAAGAGGGCAACAUUAUUGUCUUCCUGGCCAGUGAAAAGGAGAUAACUGACUGCUGUAGAGCUAUACGCACAGAAGGGGGAGCUAUAGGGUCUCAGUUGGGGGAGCUGAUUCCCAUUCCAUUGCAUUCGGGCAUAGGAAGCAACUUUCAAAAAAUUUAUGAAAACUGCAACCAGAAGUUUAAAGAUCACCGCAGGAAAAUCAUCAUUGCAGACUCUUUAGCUGAUUCUUCAUUUUCUAUGGAUAUUUCUUAUGUAAUAGACUCUGGGAUGGAACAAAAAACUGUAUAUAAUCCUCGCAUUCGGGCUGAUUCUCAGGUAAUUCAACCCAUUAGCAAGAGCCAGGCUGAACUGAGGUGGCAGAGAUUAGGUCACACCUGCCCAGGGAAGUGCUUCCGCUUGUACUCAGAAGCAUUCCACAAUGCAAUGGUGGAGGUUCCACCACCUCGAGUGUCUGAAACAAACCUAAGUCACCUGGUGCUUCUGCUGAAGAGGCUAGAUAUUGCGGACAUGGGACAGUGUGACUUCCUGGACAGACCAGCCCCAGAGGCACUGAUGCAGGCGCUGGAGGACCUGGAUUAUUUAGCUGCUCUGGAUGAUGACGGGAACUUGUCAGAAGUUGGAAUUAUUAUGUCUGAAUUCCCCCUGGAUCCCCAGCUUGCCAAAGCUCUUCUUGCAUCUUGUGAAUUUGACUGUGUGAAUGAGAUGUUAACAAUAGCUGCAAUGGUAAUAGCAUCACCAUGUUUUGUUGUGCCACCGAAGCAUUUGGAGGAAUCUGCAGCGAUUCGCAGAAGGGUUCUUCUGCAUCCUGAGGGUGAUCAUUUUACGCUCAUCAAUGUCUAUAAUGCCUUCAAACAGCAUAAUGAAGAUGAAACAUGGUGCCUGAAGAAUUAUCUGAGUUACUCCGCUCUGAAGUUGGCAGAUAUAAUUCGUUAUGAACUUUUGGAGCUGAUGCAGAGAAUCGAGCUGCCAAUUUCGCCACCAAACUUCGGGAUGGAUGAAAACGUGCUCAACAUUAAGAGAGCUCUGAUCUCAGGUUACUUCCUAAAGGUGGCUAGAGAUGUCGAUGGGUCUGGAAAUUACUUGAUGCUGAAUCACAAGCACGUGGCUUACCUUCAUCCUUUGUCGUGCUAUCUCACCAGAAAACCUCAGCCGCGACCUCCCUCUUGGGUCCUGUAUCAUGAGUUUACCAUCUUCCAAGACAACUGCAUCAGCGUUGUCUCUGAGAUCCAACCUGAAAUGCUGAUUGAGCUUGCACCACAGUACUACCUUAGCAACCUACCAGCUAGCGAGAGCCGUGACCUGCUCGUGGAACUUCGGGAGAAGGUGAGCGGGACUGAACCACAGCCUGAUGAAGAGGCAGAGGAAGCUCUGAAGGAAGAAGAAAAUUUAGAAGCGGGCGAAAAUGAGGAACUCUGCUUGCUUCAGUGAAUGGAGAGAGAGAGAUAAUACCACCCAAAGGGACCAGUCACUAAUGACAGCUGGCCGUCAACUUAACACGUACCACUACAUGGGAACCAAAUCCAGCAUAGGAAUAUUUCCCGCACCAUCUUGCUUCCUUAUUAAAAAAUCAACCAGAUGAAGAGAAUUUUGUUUUGCUUUCCCAAGUUGUGAUCUGCCUAAAAGGGUGGUGAUAACUGUAACGUUCUAAAGGGAGAAGGAUAAAGACCUGCAAGGAAAAGUUUGGGGAACAGGAGUAAUUGGAUAGCACUUUCAAAGAUCAGACAAUUUGGAUUGAAGGACUGUGUGAUUCUGAGAUUCUAGUCAGAAGAUAUUUUGGUUCAGAAAACAGUGAGUCACUUUCAGUUGAAAGUAUUCCCUCCUGACCUAUCUUUGUUUGCCUCUUCUCCUUCGAGUUAGAAACCUGAGGUUAGGUACACUGCCUUUUCUGGAGCUCACUGCAGAGUACAUGUAAAGGUCCCGUGUGAAAUGAAUUUAGGCAAUCUCAAUCCAUGUUCAUUAAUGGCCUAUAACAUAGAAUUAUCUUUUUUUUAAUGUGAUAGUGUGAAUUCUGCUCUGGAAAUAGUGAAAUGCCUCGUAGAUAUGUGGGGGUAUUCUGCUACUGAGAUUGGCACUUAGGCAAAUAUUUAGCUGUUUUAUCCUGCAGCUCAGUAGCAUUUUACCUCAUUACUUCUACCUAGGCAGUAGGGAAAAAACUCCCUUUCCCAAAACUAGCAUCCUUCACUUAGAACACAAACAAUAAUUUCUUUAAAAUGAAAGAAUUGAAGUCAGAGGCUCAUGAUUUUUUAAAAAAUCUACUGAUAGCAGCACGAAUUCUCUUAAAAGAAUAUCAGCUAGUUGCUUAAAAAGAACUGUGUUAGGAAAUGGAGAGUGAAUAAUGAUUAGUUAAGAUGCCUAAUGAAGACACGGUUUGUUAUACGAAAUGGCCUCUUUCUCUGGUGUAUAACACGUCAAGGUUCAUUGGCUGUUCUCCUCUUACUCCUUUUUGAUAAGUAAAUAGUACAGUUGGCCAUGAAACCUCAUCUCUACCAUGGGAAAAUUCUGUGUGGGCAGGUGUUUCUGUGUGUCUUUGCCUGUAUUUGUAUGUGUGUGUUUAUCUGUGUCUGUGCAUAUUUGUAAGUCCAAAUCAAAAAAAUAAUACUGUCCCUUGAAGUUUGCACAUUAGACAAGUAUAACUGGACAGAAGUAGUGUAGCAAUACAAAAGUCUAAUGCACUAUUUGACUUUUUAAGAAGUUGGACACUAAAUUGAUUGUACAGUUAUACAACUAGAUUUGUAACUUUCUCCUUGACUCUUUGUAAAUAGUUUGGUGGUUGUCUCAGUUUUUAUAUUUACACUCAAAACAGCAUGUUUCCAUUGGGAAUAUCCCAGAACUGAAAUGCUAAAACAGCCAACUUGUCGGUUUCUGUCUGCAACAGGGUUCUGGAAAUGGUCCCAGGUACAACCCAGAGUGAUGCAUGGAGGCACAAGACACUGCAGAUGCUGGAAUCUGGAGCGGAGAAUCAAACUGCUUGAGGAACUCAGCAGGUCACGCAGCACCUGUGGAGAGAAAUAGACCGUCAGUGUUUCGGGUCGAGACCCUUCAUCUGGACCUGAAACGUCAACUGUCCGUUUCCCUCCAUGGAUGCUGCUUGACCCACUGAGUUUUUCCAGCUGUUUGUUUUUUGCUCCAAUGUGAUGCAUACCUGACCUGGCAGUCAUCAUUGUUCAAGAGGACAGUGGUCCACUGCCAUAUAGUUAUUCUGCCCAUGCUUACUCUACAUGGUUUACUUGGUGGGUAAUGGCCAGAGGGUAUGGGUUUCCAUUCUGGUGAUGUAAAUGCAUUGUCAGAACACCUUUCCAUCCAUAGAGUUUGUUCUUUAGAUGCUUUUAAUGGUUGAUCUGCAGAACCUUUGCUUUGAACAGUACUGUAGCACAGUCUUGAAGUGCCCUAUUUAUUUCAGAACUCAACCACUUACAAUACUUUUUCCUUAUUUUUCCUAACGGAAGCCUUCAUUGGAACUUUCAAACUUGGGAAUCCUGGACUGGUAGCUAAAAGCAGACCCAAUGCAUUUGUUUAACUCCUCUGUUUUGGGUGUAUGAUUGCUCUAAUACCGUUUCUUUACUUGCUGGGAUCUCUCCAAAUCUUGGGGCUGAAGGGGGAUAUGUGAAUGGCCCCAAAACAUUCAAGUAGGCACUACCACAAGGUGCAGUUUGUAACCUUAUAGCAAAGUGGCCAGCCCUGUUCUCCCUGGCAAAUAAAUUCACAGUGUUGCUGUUGAGAUUAGAUUAUGUGCUAUAUAUUGGGUUAACUGCUCUCAAUCUCUUUGCGGCUCUGUUGCUGUGGUUUAUACAGGAGGGAAAAUAUCAUCUGGAGUUCUCAUUCUUGAUCACUCUGCACCAGCCUAUAUUGGGGAAAGUUAAUGAGGUGUUGAAUGAGUUAUAGAUUGGACAGAGCUUAUCAACUGGUGCACUGAAAGGCACUGUCUGAUCUCGAGUAUCAUCCGCAGAAAUUGAAUCCAACUUGGGCAUCAGGAAGAGUCAGAACAAGAAAUAUAAAAUUACCUUUGCAGAGUCACAUCUGCACCUUUUGGUGGUGAUGGAGCCAAAGUUUUAUUAUCACAAAAUAUGAAUAAUUGUGAAUUGUUUUAUAUUAUGAUUUUAAAAGAUCAAUGUGUUGAGCUACUGUCUCUCAACUACAAAUAUUAGCACUGUAGAGUUGAUUGUUAUGUAUAUCCACUACAAGCUUUAAAAUCAAUAUUUUAACAUUGUCCAAUUGAGACUGUUCUAAAUAAUAUUUUAUUUUCCUUUGGCAUUGCAACACCAGUUCUCAAUCAUUUCGUCUCGAGGGUGGGUUCAGAGGAAACUCAAUUAAUGUGCAGGCCAAGUUAUCUCUGAUAUUGUUCUGCUGCUGAAGAAGUUGUAGAGCAACCUCUUUCAGACCUAGUGUAACCCAAAAGAUUCACGAGUCCAGCUUGUCAGGCAA